Cyphomyrmex costatus is the source of this 847-nucleotide messenger RNA. RefSeq names its product protein MIS12 homolog. Lineage: Eukaryota; Metazoa; Arthropoda; Insecta; Hymenoptera; Formicidae. Bases 139 to 816 code for a protein of 225 amino acids. The record is from RefSeq and is a predicted model, not a curated record. The transcript has 4 exons.
CGGGACAAAGGACGCGUUCGUACGGAUCGUACGAGGGACGCCAUGUUCAUUUGUCUUGUAUCGAGGACCUUCGCCGGUCUCAAAGUGGAGGAUUCCUCAUCUCAUCUCGUCUGAUCCGGCCGGUCGUCUUGCCUCGUCAUGGAGAGCGACGCCGCUUCCGAGUCACGGAAGCGGAAACGCGAGGAGUACGAGAUGCAGCUGUUCUCCUUCCAUUCUCGUAACGUUUACGCGACUAUUGAGAAUAUUGUGAUGGAAAGGAUACAGUCUAGAAGCAGAAAGUUGUGUGAAACAUUGGAAAAAAGAUACAACUCAGAUUCUGAUAAUUCGGCCAUACUAAAAGCAAAUGAGGAGAAACUUGUAAAAGCGUACCGUACAGCUUCUGUACCUCAUUUGCAAAAUAUAGAGAAUAUCGUGAGAAAAUUGGUUAGUGUACCCGACAAUGUUCUGGCGAAUGAAGAUCAACUUCAAGAAACACAAUACACAGAAGCGGAGUUUGAGAGUAUACGUGGAAAAUUGGAAGAAUUCCAGCAGAGAGCGAGACGAGCGACUGUGUUGAACGCGUCAUUGAAGGAGGAAUUACAGCUCAUAGAACAAUUUUUGAUUUGCGCGGAUGAUAUCGAUAGGCUGAGUCAUGUAAUUGAAAGCGACAUUCCGUGCCCGGACCUCAGUGACAAAAUUCAUGAAUUAGUCGAUUAUUAUAAACAAUUCAGCACGUCUCUCAGUAACGGGACACAUAUAUCGCAAAAGUCGCUCUACAAUAUGGACGAAGAUAUCAAAUAUACAGACGAUAUGGAUAAAGAUAUGGAUACUGUAUAAUUUUAUAGUAAAGAAGAAAUUCUUUCUAUAU